AUGUCGUCUGCCAAUGUCACAUUGGCAGUUCGCUAUCAAGAUUCUUUCAGUAAAGCUGUGAUCAAGAAUGUGGUCGUAGUACUUUUGGGAAUCUUCAUCAACUACAUCAACGGUGGUAUCAUUCACACCUUCUCCAAACAUCAGAUCUUCUACACAAAUCCUCGUUACAUCCUUUUCAUUCACCUGGUGGUCAACGAUAUGAUCCAGCUGGUUCUGAGCAUCAUCCUCUUCAUCAUCAGCUACACCAUCUACAAAAUCAAUGUUUCCAUCUGCUGCGUCCUCAUCCUGUUUACUCUCGUCACCACUGAAAACACCCCUCUCAACCUUGCCUGCAUGGUGGUGGAGUGCUACAUAGCCAUCUGCAUCCCUCUCCGUCACUCUCAGAUUUGCACCAUCAGGAGAACGUUAAUGCUGGUUGGAUUCAUUUGGGCAACCAGCAUGUUGUCCGUCCUUCCUGAUGUGUUUAUCACCCUGGCCACAGAGCCGCUGGAUUUCUUCAGUUCCAAAGUGUUUUGCAUCCGAAACACAGUUUUCCCAAACCCGGUCAUCAUACAGAAGCGGGAUUUCACAUAUUUAGUGUUUCUGAUUAUUGUUUGGUUCACUAUCUUUUACUGCUACUUCAAGAUACUUUUCACUGCAAAAACAGCAUCCAGAGAUGCUAAGAAAGCCAGAAACACCAUCACCCUACAUGGUUUUCAGUUGGUGCUGUGUAUGACAACAUAUGCAGCCCCUCAGCUGUUAAAUGUAGUGCAGCGAUUGUUCCCCAGGAAUCAGACUGACUUCUUAUUUGCUUACUACAUUAUAGUACAGAUGCUGCCACGAUCCAUAAGCCCAAUCAUCUAUGGUGUACGAGACAACACUUUCAGGAAUUACUUAAGAUGUUAUCUGAUGUGUAGAAUCACGGCAGUGUGGGAAACAUUUCCAAGGCCUUUGAAUUAA
This is a messenger RNA of Cololabis saira (Pacific saury), 939 nucleotides long. RefSeq names its product odorant receptor 131-2-like. NCBI's taxonomy places the organism in Eukaryota, Metazoa, Chordata, Actinopteri, Beloniformes, Belonidae. The coding region runs from base 1 to 939 and encodes 312 amino acids. Gene Ontology annotation, molecular function: G protein-coupled receptor activity. The record is from RefSeq and is a predicted model, not a curated record. Gene Ontology annotation, cellular component: membrane. Gene Ontology annotation, biological process: G protein-coupled receptor signaling pathway. The transcript has 2 exons.